Hydatigera taeniaeformis is the source of this 153-nucleotide messenger RNA. The record is from the annotation of a GenBank genome assembly. Lineage: Eukaryota; Metazoa; Platyhelminthes; Cestoda; Cyclophyllidea; Taeniidae.
AUGUGCGAGAAGAAGUCGCCUCGUCUGAUUGACUACAUUGUGUUUGUUGGGCAGAAGAAUCCAAGUCGCAACGGCGUUGCCAUUUCUCAGCCCGAGUUGCUGCGCGUGUAUCCUCCUCAGAACCACGUUGACUUUGCUCUUCCAAGCGACAUA